Messenger RNA from Ascochyta rabiei, 1179 nucleotides. RefSeq lists its product as uncharacterized. Lineage: Eukaryota; Fungi; Ascomycota; Dothideomycetes; Pleosporales; Didymellaceae. The record is from RefSeq and is a predicted model, not a curated record. The transcript has 3 exons. Bases 1 to 1179 code for a protein of 392 amino acids. Gene Ontology annotation, molecular function: dioxygenase activity.
AUGGCCCCAUCAGCAGUAACACCCUUACCCCAUACUGCCAAUAAACUCCUCGUCAAACCAUGGAGCAGACCCCAGGAAACGAAAGAGGACCUUGAAUGGGCCCCUUUGACCAACAUCGACCUAUCUCGCUUCGACGAACCCGGUGGCAAGCAAGAGCUGACAAGACAACUCUACGACGCGAUAACGCGAGUAGGCUUUUGGGUCGUGACUGGGACAGGCAUCGAUGAUGAAAGAGUCCUUCAUCAGUUCAGCAUUGGAAACACGUUCUUCAAGGAGCCGCUCGAGGAGAAAAGAAAGUUUCCAUGUAAUUUUGCCGAGGGCGAGUAUUUUGGGUAUAGGGAGAAUGAGCGGUGGAUUGGCGACACAGGUGUGAAAGAGAAUAUUGAGAUGCUCAAUAUCCACAAAGACAUCCCCGCCUGGAAAGAUGUUGGCAAACACCAAGUGGUCGCUGAAAACUGGGAAGAAAUACGCGCUUUCCACCGCGACGUGUGGGAAAUAGCGCGAAAGCUCUUUGUCCUGAUCUCCAUCAUCCUAGAACUGCCUGAAAAUUACCUCGCCGAUGCGCACGCUUACGACCAACUCUCAGACGACCACAUGAGAUACAUGGUCUACAAUGUACGCACACAGGAAGAAUGGGACAAAGCACAAGCGUACUCGAAAGGCGGACACACCGACUUCGGCAGCCUGACGCUGCUCUUCAGUCAGCAUGUGGCUGGUCUGCAAAUCAAGACACCAGAGGGAGAGUGGAAACAUGUCAAGCCAAUUAAAGGCGGCAUCACGUGCAAUGCGGCGGACACACUGACGUUUCUGUCCAAUGGCAAGUCUCCCCCUCUCGAUCGCCAAAAUGCACGUGUAACUGACAUGAACCCAGGUUUCAUCAAAUCCACAAUUCACCGUGUCGUCACACCACCCAAAGACCAAAUCGAUAUUCCUCGCUUGGGCUUGCUUUACUUUAGUCGCCCAGGUGAUCAUACGCCAAUGCGGACCGUGCCUUCUCCGUUGCUGGAUCGACUUGGACUGAUCAAGGAUGAGGACAAGGAUUUGAGUAGGUCGGUGCCGUCUGGGACCGAGUACGUGAGAGCGAGAGUCAAGGAUGUGCACCACAAGAAGGUGUUAGAUAAGAGGGAGGGGACAAGUUUUCAGUACAAAGGGCUGGAAGUGAAGAACCAUUACGAGUAG